AUGGACGACUUUUUCAUUUGUGUGUGUCCGCCAUUAUACACCGAUGAUAAGUGCCAAACUAGUUUAGAACUGGUUGAAACUGGAAUAGAACGAAAUGAAACCAGUUUGGAACCAGAUGAAACUAGUUUGGAAUCAGAUGAAACUAGCUUGGAACCAGAUGAAACUAGUUUGGAACCAGAUGAAACUAAAACUAGUUUGAAACCAGAUAAAAUCAGUCUGGAACCAGAUAAAACCAGUCUUGAACCAGAAGAAACCAGUUUGGAACCAGAUGAAACUAGUUUGGAACCAGAUGAAACCAGUUUGGAACCAGAUAAAACCAGUUUGGAACCAGAUGAAACCAGUUUGGAACCAGAUAAAAUCAGUCUGGAACCAGAUAAAACUAGCUUGGAACCAGAUGAAACUAGUCUGGAACCAGAUGAAACUAGUUUGAAACUAGAUAAAAUCAGUCUGGAACCAGAUAAAACCAGUCUUGAACCAGAAGAAACCAGUUUGGAACCAGAUGAAACUAGUUUGGAACCAGAUGAAACUAGUUUGGAACCAGAAGAAACUAGUUUGGAACCAAAUGAAACCAGUUUGGAACCAGAUGAAACUAGUUUGGAACCAGAUGAAACUAGUUUGGAACCAAAUGAAACCAGUUUGGAACCAGAUGAAACUAGUUUGGAACCAGAUAAAACUAGUUUGGAACCAGAUAAAACAAGUUUGGAACCAGAUGAAACCAAUUUAAAACCAGAAGACAUCACUUUAGAACCAAAUGAAACCAAUUUAGAACCAAAUGAAACCAGUUUGGAACCAGAUAAAAGUAGUUUCAAACCAUACGAAACUAGCUUGGAACCAGAUGAAACCAGUUUGGAACCAAAUGAAACCAGUUUGGAACCAGAUGAAUCUAGCUUGGAACCAGAUGAAACUAGUUUGGAACCAGAUGAAACUAGUUUCAAACCUAAUGAAACUAGCUUGGAACCAGAUGAAACCAAUUUAGAACCAGAAGACACCAAUUUAGAACCAAAUAAAACCACUUUGGAACCAAAUGAAACUAGCUUGGAACCAGAUGAAACCAGUUUGGAACCAAAUGAAACCAGUUUGGAACCAGAUGAAUCUAGCUUGGAACCAGGUGAAUCUAGUUUGGAACCAGAUGAAACUAGUUUGAAACCAGAUGAAACUAGUUUGGAACCAGAAAAAACCAAUUUAGAACCAGAAGACACCAAUUUAGAACCAGAUAAAACUAGUUUGGAACCAGAUGAAACUAGUUUGGAACCAGAAGAAACUAGUUUGGAACCAAAUGAAACCAUUUGGAACCAGAUGAAACUAAAAAUUCCAAGCCACACUAGCUUGGAACCAGAUGAAACUAGUUUGGAACCAGAUGAAACUAGUUUGGAACCAGAUGAAACUAGUUUGGAACCAGAUAUAAUCAGUCUGGAACCAGAUAAAACUAGUCUGGAACCAGAUGAAACUAGUUAUAAACCAGAUGAAACUAGUUUGGAACCAGAAGAAACUAGUUUGGAACCAGAUGAAACUAGUUUGAAACCAGAUAAAAUCAGUCUGGAACCAGAUAAAACCAGUCUUGAACCAAAAGAAACCAGUUUGGAACCAGAUGAAACUAGUUUGGAACCAGAUGAAACCAGUUUGGAACCAGAUAAAACUAGUUUGGAACCAGAUAAAACUAGUUUGGAACCAGAUGGAACUACUUUGGAACCAGAUGAAACUAGUUUGGAACCGGAUGAAACCGGUUUGGAACUAGAUAAAACCAGUUUGGAACCAGAUAAAACUAGCUUGGAACUAGAUGAAACUAGUUUGGAACCAGAUGAAACCAGUUUGGAACCAGAUGAAACCAGUUUGGAACCAGAUAAAACUAGCUUGGAACUAGAUAAAACCAGUUUGGAACCAGAUGAAACUAGCUUGGAACCAGAUGAAACCAGUUUGAAACCAGAUGAAACCAGUUUGGAACCAGAAGACUCUAAUUUGGAACCAGUAGACACCAAUUUAGACCCAAAAGAAACUAAUUUAAAACCAGAAAAUACCGAUUUAGGACCAGAAGACACAAAUUUAGAACCAGAAGACACCAGUUUGGAACCAGAACACACCGAUUUAAAACCAGAUAAAAUCAAUUUAGAACCAGAUAAAGCCAAUUUAAAACCAGAUAUUGGGUGUUUACAAACAACCUGUUUGAAUGGGGGUACAUGUAUUAAAAAAGAUAAAUCCUGGAUUUGCGUUUGCAAUUAUGGUUGGCGUGGUAACCAUUGUGAUGUCAUAGACAACUCUAUGAACACAUCAAAGACAAUUGCAUUUUCUAAGAACAUAGAUGUACCUUCUUUUGUUACUUUUCCAAUACCAAAUGGUUUAGAACACAGCACAAAUUUAAGGUUAAAGUUCGUUGCAAAAGAUAUAACGCAAGAUGGAUUGCUGCUGUUUCUUGGAGAUAUUACAAUGGCUACUGAUUACUUUAUAAUUGAUAUUGUGAAUCAGACAAUCAGACUAAGGUACAACUUGGGAGUUGGGGAAAUUGCCUUAUCAUCAGAACGACUCGGUAAUAUAUAUGAUAUCUAUGAUGUGUUGGUACAAAGGCAUGGGGUCAAUGCAACGAUGCAAGUUAACAAUAUGACACAUGUGAAGAAAAACACAUCAACAAAAUUUCAAGAUUUAAAUUUCAAUUCCAACUAUGAACUUAGACUUGGCUGGGUAGAUGGUCAACCACAAUUUGUCGGUUGUAUUCUCAGUCUUGAAGUAAAUGUUCUAAAAACUGUGAAAAAAUGCUUGAAGAAAAAACAAACUUCGUUUUCCAAGUUGUCCAAAUGGGUGGAAAUUCUUGGCACAAAAGCUUUGUCAGGUCGCGGGGUCACCGCUUGCCCCCCACAUGACCUUUGCCCUCAUGACCCCUGUGGCAGCGAGGGUCAUUGUGACAUCACAGCAACAUUUUUUCAAUGUCGCUGUUCCCAAAAUUUCUCCGGGAAAUUUUGCUCCGAGAAAAAAUCUACAUGUUUGUCCUCACCGUGUUUGCACAAUGCCACAUGCGCUGACGUCGAGGAAAAUUACGUGUGCUCUUGCUCCAUCGGGUGGUCGGGCAAAAAUUGCGAAAAGCAAAUCGCGAUUAGUGACCCCUUGUUCAACGAUACAAUGACAUCAUGGAUGACCUUUGACCCGGUGACCCUUCGUCGGCGUACAGAGGUUAAAGUUCAAAUUAAACCCGUGUCACAAACGGGGUUAAUAUUUUACGUCGAUAACGAUAGAGACAGCAACAAUUGUGAUUUCUUGAGUGUUUAUUUGCAAGAAAAUCACAUUUAUCUACAAUUUUCUCUCGGGUAUAAUGACAUCACAAUAUUAAAACACCCGUUGUUUGUUCACAAUCACCAAUGGCACGAGAUAUCUGCUGGUAGGAUAAAAAAUCUCGGAUAUUUGAAAGUUUUGAAUUUUGAUCGUUAUUAUGACGAUAAUGACAUCACAAUUAAAUCAAUCGACCAAUCAGGAAUGUUCUCGUUGGAUGUGACAUCAUCAAUAUAUUUGGGGGGUUACCCUAACAUGGGAAUGAUAGUUGGUAACUUGCCAAGUGUGGGAUUUACAGGUGGAUGAAAAAGUCGAUAAAUUAGUGAAUAAUUGCAACUUAUUUAUCCUCGCAUGGCGGAGCAACGACAGUCGUUAUAACACUGGUGUUCUGU
Ciona intestinalis (vase tunicate) is the source of this 3647-nucleotide messenger RNA. The record is from RefSeq and is a predicted model, not a curated record. Lineage: Eukaryota; Metazoa; Chordata; Ascidiacea; Phlebobranchia; Cionidae.